AUGGAGGAGAGUCAGAAAGGAAAGGAAGAUAAGGCAAAGGAAGAGGUGAGAUACCGAGGAGUUCGAAGGAGGCCAUGGGGUAAGUUUGCAGCUGAAAUUCGAGACCCUACAAGGCAUGGUGCUCGACAGUGGCUCGGGACAUUCGAUACAGCUGAGGAUGCAGCAAGGGCAUAUGAUCGCGCUGCAUUUAACCUAAGGGGUCAUCUUGCUGUUCUUAACUUUCCUGAUGAGUAUUAUUCUCAAGUCAUGGGAUCUCCUCCUUAUCCUCCUCAUCUUUCAUCUUUUUCAUCACCAUCAUCUACUACUUCUUCAGCAGCUUCUAGUACUGGCAAUUUCGAGAGGGGGGGUGGUUCGUCAUCUAGUAGGCAAGAGAAGCAAGUUUUCGAGUUUGAGUACUUGGAUGACAAGGUGCUGGAGGACCUCCUUGAACCGGAGGAGGAGAAGAAGAAACGAAAUCGAGGUUAAUCGUGACACCAAGAUGAAAGAAUGAAAUGAAGGUUGUAUUUCAAGCCCUUUCUUGAUCUAUUUCUUUGACUGUUUUGUUUCU
Quercus lobata is the source of this 547-nucleotide messenger RNA. RefSeq names its product Integrase-type DNA-binding superfamily protein (gene TDR1). The transcript has a single exon. The record is from RefSeq and is a predicted model, not a curated record. Lineage: Eukaryota; Viridiplantae; Streptophyta; Magnoliopsida; Fagales; Fagaceae. Gene Ontology annotation, biological process: ethylene-activated signaling pathway; regulation of DNA-templated transcription. Gene Ontology annotation, molecular function: DNA-binding transcription factor activity; DNA binding. Bases 1 to 465 code for a protein of 154 amino acids.